AUGGGUAAAUCUAAUAGUAAACUUAGUGAAGACCAAUUAAGAGAGUUACAACGGUGCACUAAAUUUAACAAAAACGAACUUCAACAAUGGUAUAAAGGUUUCUUAAAAGACUGUCCUUCUGGAGAACUUGAUAAAACAGAAUUUCAAAAGAUAUAUAAACAAUUCUUUCCCUUUGGUGAUCCUUCGAAAUUCGCUGAAUACGUAUUCGAUGUAUUUGAUGAAAAUAAAAAUGGAAGGAUCGAUUUUAAAGAGUUUAUAUGUGCAUUAUCGAUUACUUCUCGAGGAAAAUUAGACGAAAAAUUAAUAUUCGCAUUCCAGCUUUAUGAUAUCGAUAAUGAUGGGUUCAUAACGCACGAAGAGAUGCUAAAAAUUGUAGAUGCUAUAUACAAAAUGGUUGGUAGUAUGGUAAAAUUGCCAGCCGAUGAAGAUACACCCGAAAAGCGUGUCAAUAAAAUAUUUACUCUAAUGGAUAAGAAUCAUGAUGGUAAACUUAGUAUGGAAGAAUUCCAAGAAGGUUCGAAAAAAGAUCCUACAAUCGUUCAAGCUUUAAGUUUGUAUGAUGGACUCGUAUAA
Molecule: messenger RNA, 573 nt
Organism: Funneliformis mosseae
Lineage: Eukaryota; Fungi; Glomeromycota; Glomeromycetes; Glomerales; Glomeraceae
Source: the annotation of a GenBank genome assembly